AAGUGACGCCGCUGUUAGACUGUGUUGAUGUUUGGUGAGCGGAGCCGCUGGAGGAGAAACACGGAGAAGAUUCUUGUUUUUCGCCGUCAAACCGUCGAAAAGACGCCGCGCCCACGCUCCCGCGUCCCGCUACGCUUCGGUAAGAGCCUUAGCUCGGUGAUUAGAGCCGAACGGCCGGGCCGGAGGGCGCAUACAGCCGAACAUUUGAUCGAGAAAAGGGAGGACUCGUCACCCGCUGACCCCCUCCCUACCUCCCUCGCUCCACCAUGACGAUUCUCCCGAAAAAGAAGCCUAGCUCCGGGGUCGGAGUCUCGGACCACGCCGAUGACAGCGACCGUCGUAGCGGGUCUGACCCGCACCAACAUCCGCACCCGCACUCAGGGAGGGCCGGGGCUCGACCGAGGGCUUCCCCUCCACCGUGGUCCUAUCAGUCCGCUCCGCCCUCUGCCAGGGACGACAGGCGGAGCAUCGAGGCGAGCUCCCGGCCGCAGCAGGCCUCUCCGCCGCCUGUCGGUUCCGUGUCCCCCGUCGGGCCCGGUGACGGGCGGGACAGCAGCGGGGGAAUGGUGGCGGGGUCCCGGGGGGAGCUCGUGGUGUCGGCCGGUGUGGUCGGCUGUGGCGGUGGCAUCGGCAGCUGCUGUUCGGGCCCCGGGCUGAGCAAGAGGCGGCGGCAGGCAGGCACCUGCUCCGGCGGGGUGGUGGCUACUCUGGCCGGCGGCGGCCAGCCUGGGGUGACCGGGCCGGGCGGCGUCGGCUCCAGCCAGGACACGGAGGAGGGAGCCGGGAACAACAGCGAGGACGAGUACGAGAACGCGGCCCGCCUGCAGUCUAUGGACCCGGCGACCGUGGAGCAGCAGGAGCACUGGUUUGAAAAAGCUCUGAGGGACAAAAAAGGAUUUGUCAUUAAGAAGAUGAAGGAGGACGGCGCUUGUCUGUUCAGAGCUGUCGCUGAUCAGGUGUAUGGAGAUCAGGACAUGCAUGAAGUGGUCCGUAAGCACUGUAUGGAUUACCUGAUGAAGAAUGCAGAUUACUUCUCGAACUAUGUGACAGAGGAUUUCACCACAUACAUCAACCGAAAGAGGAAAAACAAUUGCCAUGGUAACCACAUUGAGAUGCAGGCCAUGGCCGAGAUGUACAACAGACCCGUGGAGGUGUACCAGUACAGCACAGAGCCAAUCAACACGUUCCACGGCAUCCACCAGAACAACGACGAACCAAUCAGAGUGAGCUACCACCGCAACAUCCACUACAACUCUGUGGUCAACCCCAACAAGGCCACCAUCGGGGUCGGCCUGGGCCUGCCUGCGUUUAAACCCGGGUACGCCGACCAGUCGCUGAUGAAGUCGGCCAUCAAGACGUCGGAAGAGUCGUGGAUCGAGCAGCAGAUGUUGGAGGACAAAAAGAGGGCGACGGACUGGGAAGCGACCAACGAGGCCAUCGAGGAGCAGGUGGCCCGGGAAUCGUACCUGCAGUGGCUGCAGGACCAGGAGAAACAGGCCCGGCAGCCCCGGAAGGCCAGCGCCACCUGCAGCUCGGCCACGGCGGCGGCUUCCAGCGGCCUCGACGACUGGAGUGCUCGGUCACCGCGGCAACGCGACUCUGACCCCUCCCACUCCGACCUCACAAGCGCCCCCUCGACCAACAACAAGCCCCCCUCCCCCGCAGGAGCCGCCCUCAUCCUGAGCAAACCGCCUUCGCCCUGUGCACCGGGUCCCAGUAAUCAGAGUCGCCAUCAUUUGGAGUACAGAGCCAUCAUGCAGGAGAUGUCCCCAACAGCGUUUGGCCUGACAGACUGGGAGGACGAUGAGAUCCUGGCCUCUGUCCUGGCCGUCUCUCAGCAGGAAUACCUGGACAGCAUGAAACACCAGAGCACCACCAUGCACCGAGAGAGGGAGCCGUCGCCCGACAGCAGCUGAUAGCCGACACACACACACACACACACACGCACACACACUCACACACACUCCCCAGCCCUCAACCCCUCCUCCCUCCACCUCACCUCUGAUCCACAGAAGGAGAUCGACCAGGGAAAAAAUAAAACUCCCGACAAAGAUGCACACUUGUUUUUUAUGUUUCUGUUCUUCAUCGGCUCAUCACCUCCUCCUCUUCUUCCUCCUCCUGCUGCUCCUCUUCCUCCUCACCGCUCAGACUGAGCUUCGUCUUAACGCUCAUUCGGGAUCAUGUAAAUGUCCUGUUUCCCUCCAGGCAGCUUUAUAUAUAUAUAUAUAUAUAAUUUUUUUUUUUUUUAAACGUUUUUUGUUUCUCUAAAUCGGACCGUUAGCUCUGUGGCUAGUGGGGCAACUGUGUUCAACGAAAUGUGCUAAUCAGAGGUAGAAGCUAACCAGUCUGCUGUGCGUGCUGGAGGCUCUGUUAGCAUGCUGUUCAGCGAGUGAGCCAACACCUCAAGUCUUAUGUUUUAAAGCGAGGACUCUGCUUCUUAGCAACCAUCAUGUUAAUCCAUCCGAAUGACAACAAGCAGGCUAAACUGUUAGCUCAAACCUUCUCUAACUUAUUUUGCUCUCUUGUAACCAGUGCUCUCCAGAGUUGACCCACACGGCAUCGCGUCUGCUGUGUUAGCAUUUCUGGUUGACUCAACGUCCCCAAACUAUUUAGUUUGAAGCUAGCCUUACGGAUCAUUUCCUGUGUUAUUUUUUUUUCUCCUUCAUCUCGCUGCCAUCACGUUCAUGAGAUGUCGUGGAUGUCUCCUGCUAAGCAGAAUCUAACGAGAAUAUUAGUUUUUCAGUGAAAUGCUAAUCACAAACGUGUUUUCUUUCGGUCUGCAGAACCAGGAGGUUUUUGUUUAGAGCUAACUGGUAGCCCAGUUGAUUUAUGCUUAUUUUCCUGGGGGGAUGCUAAUGAGUUUUUUUUCCCCUCCCUCUUGUGAUUCAGAACUGGAAAAAUGACUCUUUGUACUUUUUACCCGAAGUCUUACUCUGUUCUGAAGCUAGCUCCUCCUGGCCUCCAGCGUUUGGCUUCACCGUUUGUAGCUGAAUUUGCCUCCUGACUGGAAAACUAUGCUAACGACAGCCUGUCUGUGUUUAGGUGAAGCUAGCGGGCGAGCCGUCACUUCCACUUUCUUUUUUUUUUUUUUUUCCAACUCGCUCGUCGGCCACCGACAGCCAAACAUUUCCUUCCUCCAGUGGCCAUUUUGUGUCAACGCUCUUAGUUUCCAUGGUUACCUCCAGUUUCACCUCCCUUCUCUUUGCCUUCCUCCUCCUCUUCCUCUGCCACCACCUUCAUCGUCAUCAUCAUCGGACUUAUUUAGCUGCAUGUUUAAUUGAUCACGACCAAUAUCAUCAUAGACAAAAAGCCACCAAAAAAAAAAAAAAAAAAAAAAA
Messenger RNA from Salarias fasciatus (jewelled blenny), 3338 nucleotides. RefSeq names its product OTU deubiquitinase 5a (gene otud5a). The record is from RefSeq and is a predicted model, not a curated record. Gene Ontology annotation, molecular function: K63-linked deubiquitinase activity; cysteine-type deubiquitinase activity. NCBI's taxonomy places the organism in Eukaryota, Metazoa, Chordata, Actinopteri, Blenniiformes, Blenniidae. The coding region runs from base 267 to 1916 and encodes 549 amino acids. Gene Ontology annotation, biological process: protein deubiquitination. The transcript has 9 exons.